This is a messenger RNA of Quercus lobata, 699 nucleotides long. Its product is annotated as probable protein phosphatase 2C 51. The record is from RefSeq and is a predicted model, not a curated record. Bases 1 to 699 code for a protein of 232 amino acids. NCBI's taxonomy places the organism in Eukaryota, Viridiplantae, Streptophyta, Magnoliopsida, Fagales, Fagaceae. The transcript has 4 exons.
AUGAUGAUUGUUUUUAAUCUCAACUCAAACUCUCAGUCUCAGGUUCAAAGUUUGAUCGCAAUAAAAGUGGACAAUGGAAGGGUUAAGGACCCUGUUUUUAGGUGUUGUGUUGGGCUCUUUCUGUUUGGAAACUCGUUUUCUUAUGGAGAAAGGACAAUAUGUGCCACAUAUUAUCAAAAGGGUGGUGCUCCUGCUGUUCUUGAAAAUCCAGAGUGUUCUAGCUGGGUUCUUUCCAAUAAUUUCUACCGAAACCACACGGUCAACUGUCUGUUGGCAGGAUUCACCAAUUUCGAAGAUGGCGAGAAGCAUUUCAAAGAAAGAUUUUUUUGUGAUCUUGAUUUGCAGAUUCCAUUUCUAGGUGAAAAUGGGUCUAUUGAAGAUGUUAAAGUUGGUAUGGUCGCAGUAUUUGACCAUAAUGGUGUGGAGGACUCCGCUAAGAGGGCUACAAAUCUUCUUAAAAAUUAUUUUUUAGUUCACACAUACUUUCUUCGUGAUGAGACGUAUGCAUUUAACAAAUUGAUGGGACCGUUAUCUUACAAGGAGGACCAUGAUAUGGUAUUUCCAGAGCUAAACCAAGUUAAUAAAGUAGACCAACUUAUUAGAAGGAUAUUCUUUGUGAAAUCUUUGAGUGCAAUACAUGCUCCAGCUCAGCCCCUGCCCCCCUCCAGUAUUUGCUCCUGUUAUGCCAAUGAGUUCUAG